AUGAAGGUCGAGGCAGUGAACCCUAGUGUAUUUCUAGACAUCAAAAUAGGUGCUAGGGAUGUGGGGAGAGUGGUGAUUGAACUCUAUGAGCAACAGGCUCCACUUACAUCCUCUUGGUUCCAAUCGCGUAUCAACCAACAUGUAUUUGAUGGGGUCAAAUUUGGCCGAGCUAUCAAGAACUUUAUGGUGCAAACAGCUGUAGAAGAAGGUCAAGAAGCUGAAGUUCCCGCUUUAGAAAAUUUGGGAGGUUCUUUGGAUACUCCAUUUCAAGUCUGUACUGUCAAUGAUGCUUCAGGCAACUUUUUCAUCACCACUUUUCCACAACCGCAUCUUCAAGGUCAACAGACGGUUUUUGGUCAAGUGACCCACGGCAAGUUCGUUGUACGACAAAUGGAACAAGUCAAAGCAUCUUCGAGUGGUGUUCCGGAAGAAACGAUACAAAUUACCAAUACUGGAAUCUGGACAGAAGGUAUGGAUGUUCCUGUUACUGAUGCAAGCUACGAUACUCGAGGCGGAGAUAUUUACGAAGAAUAUCCAGACGAUGAUACCCAUAUCGACAAAGAAUCCUCUGAGCUGGUCUACGAUGCCGCCUGUGCCAUAAAAGAAAGUGGAACCUUGCUUUAUAAAGCUGGGGAUGUGCAACUGGCAUUUUUCAAGUACAGAAAAUGUUUGCGAUAUGUGAUGGAAUUUAUUCCGGACAUUGACCAGGAACCAGAGUGGUAUAAGAAGUAUUCUGACUUAAAAAUCAAGCUAUAUCUCAACCUAUCGCUCACUGCCAUGCACUUGAAAAAUUGGCAAAAAACGAUAGACUACGCUACUUAUAUUAUCGAGCUGGCCGGGGUCGAAAAGCAAACUCAAGCAAAGGCAUAUUUUCGCCGAGGAAAGGCUUUGGUGGGUUCCAAGAAGUAUGAUGAAGCCAUUUCAGACCUCAAAGAGGCACAAAAACUCGUUCCUGACGAUAAGGCAAUUGCGUCUGAAUUGGCUUCGACAGAGGAAAUUCUUCAACAACGCAAGGCUCACGAAAAAGCAAAGUACGCCAAAUUUUUCAAGUAG
This is a messenger RNA of Meyerozyma guilliermondii ATCC 6260, 1053 nucleotides long. Its product is annotated as peptidylprolyl isomerase. Gene Ontology annotation, biological process: protein peptidyl-prolyl isomerization. Bases 1 to 1053 code for a protein of 350 amino acids. Lineage: Eukaryota; Fungi; Ascomycota; Pichiomycetes; Serinales; Debaryomycetaceae. The transcript has a single exon. Gene Ontology annotation, molecular function: protein binding; peptidyl-prolyl cis-trans isomerase activity. The record is from RefSeq and is a predicted model, not a curated record.